AUGACCACCGCGACGAUAUUUAUUCGGGAUCGUGAACUCAAGUCAAUUAAGUGUCGCGCCUUGUUGGAUACAUGUGCUACCGCCAAUUUCAUUUCCGAGGGUCUCGCGAGACGUCUAAGGCUCCCUAUAACUACAUGCGCAUUGCCAGUCGGUGCAAUCAAUUCAAUGAACACGAUUUCAAAAGGUGUCAUUCGAAUCACUAUUCAAUCGCUACACAGUGAGUUCCGCAAGGACUUGCGAGAUUCCAUCACAAUACCGUCCAAUAUAAAAUUAGCUGAUCCAGAGUUUCAUUUGCCGCGUCCUGUUGAUUUGCUGAUUGGUGCGGGGGCGACAUUGUCAUUAUUCUCCAUAGGCCAGAUCAAUCUAUCGAUACGAGAUAACGAUUUAUAUCUACAAAAGACGUGUCUCGGCUGGAUCGUAGCGGGCGGAAGCGCGUCGCGGAAUCAGCCGAAAACUGCGAUAUGUAAAUUGACUGGUCUAGAUCAACAGAUCGCGAGAUUCUGGGUGAUUGAGGAGAUAUCUGAUCCCACCGUUACGCCGAAAUCUAACGAGGAACUCGAAUGCGAAGAGCAUUUCACUAAAUUUGUUACUCGCAACCGCGACGGUCGCUAUACGGUGAGACUACCAUUUCGCAAGGAUAAGAUGAGCCUCGGCGAUUCGCGAACCGUCGCUCUCAAACGUUUAAAUUCGCUCGAACGGAAGCUCGACUCAGAUCCAUUGUUAAGGGCCGCCUAUUCGCAAGUAAUACAGGAAUAUUUAGAUCUGAAACAGAUGAUUCCGGUGAAUAACCCUUCCAAUGAAGGAUUUUAUAUGCCGCACCAUACGGUAAUCAAAUCAUCGAGUAGCACGACCCGGGUUCGUGUCGUGUUCGAUGCAUCGGCAAAAACGAGUAAUGGCACAUCGUUAAACGAUAGGUUAUUGGUGGGGCCGACUAUUCAAGAUACGUUAUUCGUUCACUUAAUUCGAUUCCGUACGUAUAAAUAUGUUCUCACAGCAGAUAUAGAAAAGAUGUAUAGGCAGAUAUUGUUGCACGAGGAUGAUCAGAUAUACCAACGAAUCCUCUGGCGCCAGAACGAUCAAAUAAAGACUUUGCAACUUAACACCCUUACAUUCGGCGUAUCCUCGUCACCGUAUCUGGCUAUACGAACAAUUCAAAAACUAGCCGAUGAUGAGCACGACGCAUAUCCUGACGCCGCCCGAGUUCUCAAGACGCACUUAUACGUAGAUGACUUACUUACAGGUACGAAUACCGUUAGCGAAGCUCGCGCGUUGCGGGAUGACAUAAUCACGGUACUUUCUCGAGGCGGUUUUAAUAUCCGACAAUGGGCGUCGAACGACGAACGUAUCAUUAACGAUUUAACCCCCGAUGCGGUGAAUACUAGUCUCAUGCUCGAUAAAAACAACCCCUUGAAAACAUUAGGCAUAGCAUGGCGCGCACACAACGACAAGUUAUGUUACUCGGUCCGCUCGAUCGAUCACGCCGAAAGAAUCACAAAGCGAACGAUUUUUUCCGAAAUCGCAAAGAUUUUUGAUCCUUUAGGCGUCUUAGGCCCUGUCAUAUUAUACGCUAAAAAAUUGAUGCAGAAUUUAUGGCAGUGCAAGGUAGAUUGGGAUGAAUCCGUCCCAUCCAAUAUACACAAAACGUGGAUAGAGUUUGCGACUCAAUUAGAUUUAAUGAAUGAGCUAUCCAUGGAUCGCCCUGUGUUGAUUUCGGAUUACACCGAUGUUCAAAUACAUGGAUUUAGCGACGCGAGUAACAUCGGUUACGGUGCCUGCAUUUACCUUCGUUCGACCGAUCAACGCAACAAUGUACGUUGUCGUCUACUUUGUGCGAAAUCUCGCGUCGCACCAUUAAAAACUGUGACGAUACCUCGCCUCGAAUUAUGCGGUGCGCUCCUGCUAGCCAAAUUAUAUCGCGAAGUGCAUCGUGCGUUAGGAAUAUCCCCUAGCAAGACGGUAUUAUGGAGCGACUCGACCAUUGCGUUACAUUGGGUGAAAACUCCACCUCAUCUAUUAAAAACGUACGUGUCCCACCGCGUUGCUCAAAUCCAAGAAAUUACUGACUUACAAGCUUGGCGACAUAUUCGAUCCGAGGAUAAUCCGGCCGACGCGCUAUCACGGGGUCAGUUACCGCAGGCUUUCCUGAAUAACCAAUCAUGGUUUUCCGGACCAUUGUGGCUAACGAAAGAGGAAGGCGAAUGGCCUAACGGUAUCGUAGAAUUAAAGGAAUUACCCGAAUUACGAAAAAAUAUAUGUAUAGCGACGGUCUCUAACGAUUGUAGCUUCCUUAAGAAAUAUUCGUCAUAUUCACGAUUAUUAAAAAUCACUGCAUUAUGCCUACGUUUUCGACCCAAGAACACUUACCGCGGGCAGCUAGGCAUAACAGAAAUAAAUUACGCGGAAACGAGAAUUAUAAGGAUCAUUCAAAAAUCUUGUUUUUCACGCGAAUUGAAUGAACUUGCGAAUGGGCGCCCGGUAAAGAAAGGCAAUAUUGCCGCGCUAAAUCCGUUCCUCGACGAAAAUGGGUUGAUUCGCGUCGGCGGACGCCUCAGGCUAUCAAAGUUAGCCUUCUCGCAAAAACACCCAAUUUUACUACCAAGUCAUUAUUUCUUAACGGAUUUAAUUAUAAGAGAAACGCAUGAAAAAUACUACCACGCCGGCAUACAAACGACUUUGUAUACGAUUAGACGCAAAUUUUGGCUACUCGACGGUCGAAACCAGGUGCGUAAAAUCAUACGAUCAUGCAUACGUUGCUUUCGAUUCAACGCCGGCUCGGUCGAUUACAAAAUGGGCGAUUUACCUAAAGCCCGAGUGAGUAACGCGACUCCCUUUGAUAAUACCGGGAUCGAUUUCUGCGGCCCUUUCUACAUUAAGGAGAAAAAGUAUCGAAAUCAAAAGCGAAUCAAAGUAUACGUGUGUGUGUUCGUAUGUAUGGCCGUAAAGGCAGUACAUUUAGAAAUCGUAAGCGACAUGACCACCGAUGGUUUUUUAGCAGCCUUGCGUCGCUUUAUAGCGAGACGAGGGAUACCGACACGCGUCUAUUCGGACAAUGGAACUAACUUUGCAGGUGCGAAUAAUCACCUGAGAAAACUAUAUGUUCUAUUCAACUCCGAUGAACACAGGAAUCGUACGAAUCGAUUCUCGGUUGAACAUCACAUUACGUGGCACUUUAUACCUCCCAUAGCUCCACAUUUCGGUGGACUAUGGGAAUCCACUGUAAAACUAAUGUACACCAACAAUAAAGCCAAUAGAUGA
Messenger RNA from Vollenhovia emeryi, 3255 nucleotides. RefSeq lists its product as uncharacterized. Gene Ontology annotation, biological process: DNA integration. Lineage: Eukaryota; Metazoa; Arthropoda; Insecta; Hymenoptera; Formicidae. The record is from RefSeq and is a predicted model, not a curated record. Bases 1 to 3255 code for a protein of 1084 amino acids. Gene Ontology annotation, molecular function: nucleic acid binding. The transcript has a single exon.